This is a messenger RNA of Centrocercus urophasianus (Greater sage-grouse), 865 nucleotides long. RefSeq names its product fibronectin type III domain containing 5 (gene FNDC5). Gene Ontology annotation, biological process: positive regulation of brown fat cell differentiation. Gene Ontology annotation, molecular function: protein binding. The transcript is spliced from 6 exons. NCBI's taxonomy places the organism in Eukaryota, Metazoa, Chordata, Aves, Galliformes, Phasianidae. The record is from RefSeq and is a predicted model, not a curated record. The coding region runs from base 1 to 663 and encodes 220 amino acids.
AUGGAGCCCUUCCUGGGCUGCACCGGCGCCGCGCUCCUGCUUUGCUUCAGCUACGCCGGUCUGCGGCCGGUGGAGGCAGACAGCCCGUCGGCUCCGGUCAAUGUCACAGUCAAACACCUGAAAGCCAACUCAGCCGUGGUGACUUGGGACGUUCUGGAGGACGAAGUUGUCAUCGGAUUUGCCAUUUCCCAGCAGAAGAAGGACGUGCGGAUGCUGCGCUUCAUCCAGGAGGUGAACACCACCACCCGCUCCUGUGCCCUCUGGGACCUAGAGGAGGACACUGAGUACAUUGUGCAUGUCCAGGCCAUCAGCAUCCAAGGCCAGAGCCCUGCCAGUGAGCCAGUCCUCUUCAAGACCCCCAGGGAAGCUGAGAAACUGGCUUCUAAAAAUAAAGAUGAGGUGACAAUGAAGGAGAUGGCGAAGAAAAACCAACAGCUGCGCGCAGGGGAAAUACUCAUCAUUGUGGUGGUGUUGUUUAUGUGGGCAGGGGUGAUCGCCCUGUUCUGCAGGCAGUACGACAUCAUCAAAGACAACGAGCCCAACAACAGCAAGGAGAAAGCCAAGAGCGCCUCGGAGAACAGCACCCCUGAGCACCAGGGCGGGGGGCUGCUCCGCAGCAAGUUCCCAAAAAACAAACCCUCAGUGAACAUCAUUGAGGCAUAACAGCUGCUGCUGAUGGACUCCACUUCUCACGCUCACAUUCUGCCUCUGAGCCUCAAGGACCGGGAGGUGAAAUAGCAUCAGAGCGAUUGGGAAGGGGACCCAGCAACUGUCACCUGAUGGCAAACAGCUCCUUCCUUAUCUCUGCAAACAUCUGACCGGAAGGAAGAACCCUGCAAAAACAAAACAACCCAAACCCAACCAA